UGCUCCCCCUAUAUAUGUCAAGCAACUUCAUCCGAUCUCGGAAAAGCCGUGCACUGAUCCAGUUUUAUCAGCUCCAUCAACGUACCACAGCGAGGCUGCAGCUUUUGUCGAGAACGAAUUGGACGGAGACAUGGCGGACCGGCGGGAAACAGCCAUGGCGGGCUGCAACGAUCAGUGCGGAUGCCCCUCCCCCUGCCCAGGAGGAGAUGCUUGCCGGUGUGCUACGAAGGAGAGCACGGCGGGAGGAGCGGACCACAAGAAAUGCCCGUGCGGGGAGCACUGCAGCUGCAACCCCUGCACCUGCGAAAAGAGCCAGGCCUCCUCCGGCAGCGGCAGGCCGAGCUGUACGUGCGGCCCUGGGUGCACGUGUGAGACAUGUGCCGCCUGAGCGGAGCGACUUAGCAUGAUAUAUACAUACGGGAAGAGCGUAAAUAGCUACUAAGGUUGUGUAAUGUGAUCAUCAUCGGAGCUGAGCAUAAAAUAGCUACUAAGGUUGUGUCAUGUGAUCAUCAUCGGAGCUGCGUAUGUGUAGAGCGAUGGGAUUCCCGGUAUGUGUAGAGCAAUGAGAUUCCCGACAUCGGGUUUGUUGAUGGUCGGGUUGUGUGUGUUGUCUUUGCUUUAAUGAACAUCUAUAAAACCGGACGUAUACUUUGUUAGUCCCAGGAGUUUCUGGA
Punica granatum (pomegranate) is the source of this 674-nucleotide messenger RNA. NCBI's taxonomy places the organism in Eukaryota, Viridiplantae, Streptophyta, Magnoliopsida, Myrtales, Lythraceae. The record is from RefSeq and is a predicted model, not a curated record.